Molecule: messenger RNA, 357 nt
Organism: Rotaria sordida
Lineage: Eukaryota; Metazoa; Rotifera; Eurotatoria; Philodinida; Philodinidae
Source: the annotation of a GenBank genome assembly
AUGACGCGUCAUAAACGACGUCAUUCAUCUGAUCGUGGUACUGAUGAUGAACAAACACGUUCAUCAUAUUAUCACAAAUCUCGUCGACGUUCAUCAAUAAAUAAUGAUACGAACAGUUCAAGUGAUAGACCAAAGAAUAGUCGAUCAAGAUCCACAUCUUCAUCAAUAUCAUCAUCAUCUUCAUCUCCGACAUCAUCAUCAUCAUCAUCAUCAGCUCGAUCAGAUGAGUCUGUUCGACGAACUAAUUCACGACAUCGUCAUUCUUCAAGACGAAAAUAUGAUAGUAAACGACGACGAAGGCGAGAGCAUCAUCAUCAUCAUCGUCAACGAACAAGAUCACGGUCGAAGCGACGGUAA